GAGCAGAGGAUGGAGACAAGGCGUACCAACUAUCACCGUCUCCGCAGAGAACAGAUCCAAGAACUUGAAGCUGUCUUCCGGGAAAUCCCUUAUCCUGAUGAGAAACUCCGGAAGAGCCUUAGUGAGAGGCUCGGCAUGAGUGCCCAACAGGUCAAGUUCUGGUUCCAAAACCAUCGCAGCAACAGUAAGGGCAAGACGCAAAGGCGGGAGACCACCACUCUUAAGUUAGAGAACCAGAUGCUAAAAUCUGACAGGCAAGCCAUCAUGUCGGCUAUGGAAAAUAGCACUUACCUCAAAUGCAGAGGGGCCGUGGUUAAAACUCAGGACACCUCAGAGCGCCAACGCUUGUUCAAGGAGAAUAUGAAGCUCAAGGAGGAACUUAGGCUUGCUGCCACCCAUCUUAAAGAGGGUCUCCAACAAAAUGGAAUGUGGCCCCGAUUGACCCGCAACUAACCGC
Messenger RNA from Triticum aestivum (bread wheat), 457 nucleotides. Its product is annotated as homeobox-leucine zipper protein HDG7-like. The record is from RefSeq and is a predicted model, not a curated record. Gene Ontology annotation, molecular function: DNA binding; DNA-binding transcription factor activity, RNA polymerase II-specific. Lineage: Eukaryota; Viridiplantae; Streptophyta; Magnoliopsida; Poales; Poaceae. The annotation marks the transcript as partial. Gene Ontology annotation, biological process: regulation of DNA-templated transcription. The transcript has 3 exons.